GUUUAUAAAAAAUAUUCUAAUUUUUAUGUAAAAUUCUUCACCGGAAAUUACCGAGUCGGUCCGCCAUUGUACAGAGAUGAUGCAAACAUGAUAGGAGGGUUAUUUAUUUAUAAUCACAAGGGGGAGGUCCUCAUCUCCCGAGUCUACAGAGAUGACAUUGGACGCAAUGCAGUUGAUGCAUUCCGUGUCAAUGUUAUCCAUGCACGGCAGCAAGUGCGUUCACCAGUCAACAAUAUAGCACGCACAAGCUUUUUUCAUAUAAAGCGCUCUAACAUUUGGGUAGCAGCGGUAACAAAGCAGAAUGUCAAUGCAGGCAUGGUGUUUGAAUUCCUCAACAAGAUUGUUGAAGUCAUGUCAUCUUACUUCGGAAAAGUCUCAGAAGAAAAUAUAAAAAAUAACUUUGUACUAAUUUAUGAAUUAUUAGAUGAAAUUUUAGACUUUGGAUAUCCCCAGAAUUCUGACACAGGAAUAUUAAAGACAUUUAUCACUCAACAGGGUGUCCGUUCACAAACUAAGGAAGAAACCAGUCAAAUCACGUCUCAGGUAACAGGCCAGAUUGGAUGGAGACGUGAAGGAAUAAAAUAUCGACGCAAUGAACUCUUCCUGGAUGUCCUGGAGAAUGUGAAUCUCCUCAUGUCUCCACAAGGCCAAGUCCUCAGUGCACACGUCGCAGGAAGAAUCAUGAUCAAAAGCUUCCUGAGUGGGAUGCCUGAGUGCAAAUUUGGCAUCAACGAUAAAGUAUCCAUGGAGAGCAAGGCAAAAGUUUCAAGUGAUCCUAGCAAGGGUAGUGGGAAGACAUCCAUUGCCAUAGAUGAUUGCCAGUUCCACCAGUGUGUCAAGCUCAGCAAGUUUGAGACAGAGCACAGCAUCAGCUUCAUUCCCCCUGAUGGUGAAUAUGAACUUAUGAGAUACAGAACAACUAAGGACAUAAGUCUACCCUUCCGUGUCAUCCCUCUGGUAAGAGAGAUUGGAAGACAAAAGAUGGAAGUCAAAGUUGUCGUGAAAUCUAACUUCAAACCCUCGCUGCUAGCACAAAGAGUAGAGGUGCGCAUUCCAACCCCGUUGAACACAAGUGGUGUCCAAGUGAUCUGUAUGAAGGGCAAGGCCAAGUACAAGGCCAGUGAGAAUGCAAUCGUAUGGAAGAUCAAACGUAUGGGAGGUAUGAAGGAAUGCCAACUCAGCGCUGAGAUUGAACUUCUUAACACAAAUGACAAGAAGAAAUGGACCAGGCCACCAAUAUCAAUGAACUUUGAGGUGCCAUUCGCUCCAUCAGGAUUCAAGGUUCGCUACCUGAAAGUGUUUGAGCCCAAACUUAAUUACAGUGACCAUGACGUAAUCAAGUGGGUGAGAUAUAUCGGCAAAUCAGGCCUCUAUGAGACUAGGUGUUAGAGCCAAUGAGGAACCAAGGAUUCAUCUCGUAAUGAACUCUCUAGAUCCUGUCCAUGAAGAACUAUACAAGACAACAUCAACAGCUGAACAAUAUGUGGAUAGCUCGAGUGAACAUACAGAAUUGUUAACGCUUGAUUGAGCAUUCAGAAUUGUUCAUAGUUCAUGAUAACAUACUGAAUUGUUCACGAAUGGAACAACAGAAGUUCAUAAGUUUGAAUCCUAGAAACCCUCUUCAUCCUGGUCAAAAUCGAAAUUGAUAAGAGGUGCAUCUGAGAUGAUGGGUAGUGAGUGGACUUAUGCAGUAGCAAAAUAUUACAGUAUGUUGUCACGUGAAUGAUAUAUCCAAUGUUAAAUACCCAUACGUACAGUACAGUAUAGUACAGUACAGUAAGUAGUAUACUAUAGUUGAUAUUCAUUAUACAUUAUGAUAUGAAAUUAUAACUAAAAUUAAUAAGUGUCAGAUUUGAUCCAAAAAGUACAUUAUCCACAUAGAAAAUACACAGCAUUCAAUUCAAUGUUAUAAUUCAUUGAAGUAAUAUUUGUGGAAUGAAAGCAAGGGUAAUGGUAUGUUUCUACCUAUGUAAUUUCUUAUCCAUGUUCAUUAUUUUUGCUUAGUAUUUUGUAACAGUUUUUUCAAAAACCAUGUCCUGAGUUCAGUUCGACAGUACAUAUAUACUUUGUGAAUUAAAGCACAACUCUGAUUGGUCAAUGUUUCUUCAGGUUGUAUCAUCCGUAAAAAAAUGAUAACUUGAGUUUUGUACGAUUUGUUUGAUUUUUUUCAUAAAGUUUAUAAAUAUGUUUGUUUCUCAUUUUGCCAAACCAGUGAAAUUUUUUUAGAUCCAUCUAGCUAUAGCUAUAUAUGCAUGCCGUGUUGUAAACUGAUGAGAAGAUUUGGAAUAAUGAUUGACAAAUCUAUGUAAAAAUAGUAAUACUCUAUUAUAUACAACCUUUAAUAUGUUAAUAUGUAUGUAACCACAGAAGUGUUAGCAAUACAAGGUAAACAGUAUAAUAUGUAAAUAUAAA
Owenia fusiformis is the source of this 2412-nucleotide messenger RNA. NCBI's taxonomy places the organism in Eukaryota, Metazoa, Annelida, Polychaeta, Sabellida, Oweniidae. The record is from the annotation of a GenBank genome assembly.